This is a messenger RNA of Guillardia theta CCMP2712, 902 nucleotides long. RefSeq lists its product as hypothetical. The transcript has a single exon. The coding region runs from base 21 to 569 and encodes 182 amino acids. The record is from RefSeq and is a predicted model, not a curated record. Lineage: Eukaryota; Cryptophyceae; Pyrenomonadales; Geminigeraceae.
CUCCGUCAAGCCAAGAGGACAUGCAGCUCGUCAGCGAGCUGUCAGCAGUCAUCGAAGAUGCAGCUUCUUUGAACGAGGCAGGGACGAGCGAGCCGAUCAAGCUGGUCCUGGACAAGGCCGUUGGCAACCUCCACGACACCUUCUACUCUCCGGGGAGCCUGGAGUUCAUGUCGCUGGGAGAGUGGGCGAAGAUGCCAGAGGAGCAGGGAGUUGGGCGCAACGUUCUCAAGGAGAAGCUGGGGAAGUGGCUGCAGAGCAAGCGCUGGACUCGCGUGCAAGGAGAGAGCAAGAAGGCAAGGAGGGGCAGCGCGUUCUCGCCACGGGCAACGGCAGCUGCUGAGCUUGAGCAGGAGGCGGAGAGCGACGACAUAGAGCGUCGAUCUCUUAGCUUCCUGUUCAUAGCACUGAGUAAAUUCGCAGAGAUGCAUGUGCUGGCCUGCUCGCUGAAGGUGGACAAGAAGGACCGACUGCGAGUGGAGAUGAGGGAAGAUGACGAAGAAGAGGAAGACAUGGAGGAAGAGCAAGGCGAGGGCGAGGAAGAAGACAGGGCGAGCCCGUACCGAGCUUGAGCUGAGCUCAAGGUAAGGAGAGAAGGUAGGAGGCGACCGAAGGCCAAGGUGAGGAGAGGCAACUCUCCUGACUGAGGCUGAGGAAGCUGAAUGGAGGAGGAGUAGGUGGCGACCGAAGGCCAAGGUGAGGAGAGGCAACUCUCCUGACUGAGGCUGAGGAAGCCAAGAGAAGACAGAAGAAGUAAAGAGUAGAAAGACGCCUCAGAAGCAGGGUUCGCAUUGUAGGCCGUGUACUCCCAGUGCUCGAGCGCCUCUUUAGACUAGGAUCAAAUUGCAUAAGCCCACAACGAGGCCGAGCAACAUUCUAGCAUUCUAAUAAACUCACAUAAUAAU